Messenger RNA from Manduca sexta (tobacco hornworm), 1279 nucleotides. RefSeq names its product sodium- and chloride-dependent glycine transporter 1-like. The transcript has 5 exons. The record is from RefSeq and is a predicted model, not a curated record. NCBI's taxonomy places the organism in Eukaryota, Metazoa, Arthropoda, Insecta, Lepidoptera, Sphingidae. Bases 223 to 1260 code for a protein of 345 amino acids.
CUUCUUGCACCCGGACAUCUGGCACGGCGCGGUGGUGCAGGCACUCUUGUCCACGCAGAUCGCGGGAGGCUUCCUCAUAUCCACGGGGAUUCCGUGUACGCUAGCACAAACGUUCAAUGGUCAGCAUUGGUAUUUGUGACAACAAAUAUUCUGGCAAGCUGGACCAGCUUACUGUUUUGGUUUGGUGUGAGUCCUGCAGGAGAUGUCGGGAGAGACACUGGCAUGAUGGCUGUGCUCGUCGAAACUUACCGCACUGCCGAUCGGAAUGGCUUGGAUAUUGUGUGGCCGAUGCUCAUAUUUGCUAUGUUGUUACUAUCAGGAAUUAUAACAAUGCUUACCUUACUGCUUCCGAUAUACGACCGAUUGCGUCGUGUCGGUGGGGUUAAGUGGCGAGUAGUGUCGUUUGGGGCGUCCAUCGCGGGCGCUGGCGUGUCUCUGGCGGCACUGGCUGGCAGAAUACCGGCGCUCACGCUCAUAGAAGACACCGCGGUUCCAUUCCUGGCUAGCGUAGCAACCAUCGUUGAGAUUUUAGCAUUCAAUUUCAUCUAUGGGUGGAAAGUGUUAGUAGAAGACGUAGAGUUCUUGACUGGCAGUGAGUUGUGCAAGUCGUGGGUGUGGGGCUGGUGCGCCGCGCCGGGAAUCAUUGCUCCUAUAUUCGUUUGGUGGGGUGCGACGAUAUUUAUCGGCGACCCGGCGUGGACCGAGCCUCCUUGGACGGCGAGCUCUCUCGCGGCAACUGCUGCGACUGCCGUCGUCAUCUUCUUAGUCUUCGCUACAGUAUCCAUUUGUAGACAAGUACAAUACGAUUUUAUUGGGAAACUUACUUCAUCAUUCAAACCAUCCCGCCAUUGGGGCCCGCGGGACCCGAUCACCCACUAUUACUGGUUAGCCAGCCGAGAAGAGGCCGACAGGGGUAAUAUGCCAAGAAACAGAUACUACAGAAGACAGCUUGGACAGUUGUCUACGAGGCCUAGCAUCCUGCACGUGCCCAAUGUUACUAACACCAAGCAAAUUACGGAUUUCAAAAGACGAUCGAACUCUGACGAUUGGUUGUACACGGUGUACAGAAAAAAAUACUUAACACAUGUGUUACACGAACAUGUUAGCGAAAGGAGACGGUCGAAGUCCCUCGACUGGGCCGUCUCGAACGUCUUCAAGAGGAAUUCAGAUAUUAUUAGCAUCAGUAAGGACACGAUAGAUCCUAAGGAAACUAAUAAUAAUGUUAUUGAUAGAUAUGUAAGUGACAAUGUUUUGAAAUAAAUGUAAGUACAUGUUUAAA